CAUCAUCAUCAUCAUCGGCUCUUCAUCUUCACCACACUCUCGUCGUCUUCCCCCAAAAUUCUUGGGCCUCAUCCCGCAAUUAAGGAUUUGGCUUGAUCGGUUCUUCAAUAAAUCAUCAAGGAGCAAACAAAGGACAACUUCAGCAAAUCAGGGUAGAGAAGAAAAUUUUGAAGCUAUCUCUAAUGCAUCCAUUAUACCAAAUCAAACCACCAAUCGGCCUGAGCUCACUUACCAGAUGCAACGUCCAGAUAUUUGUCUUGAAACACAUUCCAUGAACCCUUUGCCAACACAAACUCCAGCCAUUUGUGUUGAAACACAAUCCAUGUACACUUUGCCAAUACAAUCUCCACAGGUUGUUUUUGAGGGAUCAAGUCAACAAAGUUUUUCUUUUGAGAAUUCUCCACUUAUGUCCAUGACAAACUUGCUACUGGCACAACAACCACUUGGUUUUGUUGAUUUGAUUACAAACAACUCCUACCGCUGUGAUAAUGCUAAUUAUGAUCUUGAUCCCGAGAAUUCUAAUUUUAGUGAGAAAUGUGAUUGUCCAUUUCCAUGCCCAAACAUCAUGUUUUGUAAGAGCAAAACAAAAAAAUUAGGGAGAAUGGUUUUGUUAUGCCACUCAUAUUCUUAAGACGUAGUGUUGAAUUUGGUGAACUUCUAAUGUUGUAGUGGUUGUGAAAUAAGGGAAGUUCUUUGACAUUUUUAAAACUCUUGUUUUUGCUAUCGAGCUUUAGUUCAUGAAAUUCAUGAUAGAUAAAAUUUCAAACAUCGAACUACUCUCAAAUUCAA
Molecule: messenger RNA, 789 nt
Organism: Oldenlandia corymbosa var. corymbosa
Lineage: Eukaryota; Viridiplantae; Streptophyta; Magnoliopsida; Gentianales; Rubiaceae
Source: the annotation of a GenBank genome assembly